Molecule: messenger RNA, 225 nt
Organism: Necator americanus (New World hookworm)
Lineage: Eukaryota; Metazoa; Nematoda; Chromadorea; Rhabditida; Ancylostomatidae
Exons: 2
Coding region: 1-225 (74 amino acids)
Source: RefSeq, a predicted model, not a curated record
AUGACAUUUGAGCACGUUAUCUCUGUGCGAGCGUUUGGCGUCUUGCGGUUGCAGCUGAACGAGACACGUUCGUUCUGCUUCUGGUGCAUAUCAAGUUUUAAAUUUCAAUCUCUGGAGUUUCCUCAAGUGCUCCUAAAAUAUGAUCGCCACUCGACAGCUUGUUUCUGUUUACCAACAACCAACGUCGACAGGAAUGCGCCUGAAAAUCCCUUUAACAAUGGAUGA